AUGAAUCCGUUAUUCGGCCCCAACCUCUUCCUCCUACAGCAGGAGCAGCAGGGCCUAGCCGGGCCGCUGGGGGACCCUCUGGGAGGCGACUUCACCGGGGCAGGGGACGUGUCCCCAUCACCGCUUGCUCCUCCCGGCCCCGCUUACUCGCCGCCUGGGCCGGCCCCGGCGCCCCCCGCCGCCAUGGCUCUCCGCAACGACCUGGGCUCCAACAUCAAUGUGCUCAAGACACUGAACCUCCGCUUCCGCUGCUUCCUGGCCAAGGUGCACGAGCUGGAGCGCCGCAACCGGCUGCUGGAGAAGCAGCUGCAGCAGGCGCUGGAGGAGGGUAAGCAGGGCCGGCGGGGCCUGGCUCGCCGCGACCAGGCAGUGCAGACCGGCUUCGUCAGCCCCAUCCGGCCCCUGGGGCUGCCCCUGGGCGCCCGGCCGGCCGCCGUCUGCACCCCGUCGGCGCGCGUGCUGGGCUCGCCCGCGCGCUCGCCAGCCGGCCCGCUCGCGCCCUCCGCUUGCCACUCGUCGCCCUCCACCUCCGCCUCCGCCUCCGCCUCCGCCGCCGCCGCCGCCGCCUUCUCCUCAUCGGCCCGCUUCAUGCCCGGGACCAUCUGGUCCUUCUCUCACGCUCGCCGGCUGGGGCCGGGACUGGAGCCCAUGCUGGUGCAGGGGCCUGGCCUGUCGUGGGUGCACCCUGACGGGGUAGGCGUCCAGAUCGACACCAUCACCCCCGAGAUCCGCGCGCUCUACAACGUGCUGGCCAAGGUGAAGCGCGAACGGGACGAAUACAAGCGGAGGUGGGAAGAGGAGUACACGGUGCGGGUACAACUGCAAGAGCGAGUGAAUGAGCUCCAGGAGGAAGCCCAGGAGGCUGAUGCCUGCCAAGAGGAGUUGGCAAUGAAGGUGGAGCAGUUGAAAGCUGAGCUAGUGGUCUUCAAAGGGCUUAUGAGCAACAACCUGACGGAGCUGGACACGAAGAUCCAGGAGAAGGCCAUGAAGGUAGACAUGGACAUCUGCCGCCGCAUCGACAUCACCGCCAAACUCUGCGAUGUGGCUCAGCAGCGCAACUGUGAGGACAUGAUCCAGAUGUUCCAGAAGAAACUGUCUCUGCACUUGUCUCCCAUUAAGGUCCCAUCCAUGGGGGGGCGGAAGCGGGAGCGCAAGGCUGCCGUCGAGGAGGACACCUCCCUGUCGGAGAGUGACGGGCCCCGCCAGCCCGAUGGGGAUGAGGAGGAGAGCACAGCCCUCAGCAUCAACGAGGAGAUGCAGCGUAUGCUCAACCAGCUGAGGGAGUAUGAUUUUGAGGACGACUGUGACAGCCUGACUUGGGAGGAGACUGAGGAGACCCUGCUGCUUUGGGAGGAUUUCUCAGGCUAUGCCAUGGCAGCGGCAGAGGCCCAGGGCGAGCAGCAGGAAGACAGUUUGGAGAAGGUGAUUAAAGAUACCGAGUCCCUGUUCAAAACCCGGGAGAAAGAAUAUCAGGAAACCAUCGACCAGAUAGAGCUGGAGCUGGCCACAGCCAAGAACGACAUGAACCGGCACCUGCACGAAUAUAUGGAGAUGUGCAGCAUGAAGCGGGGUCUGGAUGUGCAGAUGGAGACCUGUCGCCGGCUCAUCACCCAGUCCGGAGACCGAAAGUCUCCUGCUUUCACUACGGUCCCGCUUAGCGACCCGCCGCCGCCACCGAGCGAGACUGAGGACUCCGAUCGGGAUGUCUCAUCUGACAGCUCCAUGAGAUAGGGACCUGCCUCUGGUCCCACCCCGGUGGGAACGUGCCUCUCGCCCCGGCGGAGGGGGCGUUCACAGAAGGGGAGCUUCAUCUGUCUUGCUGUACGGAGCCCGGUCCCUGGGGACGGGGCUGCUCCUCCCUCGGGCACCCUCCCUUGGCCUCUCCGGAGUUCUGGGGUGUCUGGAGUGAGGCAUGGCCUGCCCUUCCCAGCUGGGGCUCUCCUGCCUCCAUGCGUGGGUGCCUGCUACUCCCCAUCUUUUAAAGUGCUGCCCGUGUGACCGUGGCCCCGUAACUUCUCCACUGAGGGAUGUGACUGUCACAUCCUCCUUCCCCGCCUGCGGCCUAGAGCCAGCUCCCGUCUGUGGUUCUGUAUUGGUGCUAACUGGCUUGUGCAGCACCUGCAGCAGGAGAGGGCCUUUCCGCGUUGCAGGUGGAGGGAAGCAGGACUGGGCAGGGCGCUAAGUUCUCCCUCUGCUGUCCAAGUGCUCUGGUCACCUAACUGUGGACAGUAAGGGUGUGGCUGUGACCCCCUCCCUCGUGGAAAUGCCACACAUUGAAGGGGCCUCAGUGCCUCGGUCUAGGUGGCUUCUGGUUCUGACUGGGUGCAGUAUCAUGGAGACUGGAAGCUCGUCUCCCGGUCACUGCUGAGUGACACCAAGCAGUGAAGCUACUUGGGCGUGCACAUGGGGGUGUGUGCGCAAGUGUGCUCAGGGUCUCCGUUUCUUCAAGUUAUCUGCUGAAGAUGUGCCUCCUCCGUGUCUGUCACACUGAGACCAACAGGCUGAGUAAGAUGUCCGAACUUGCAAACCUUGGAGAAACUGGGGAGAUGUGACUGAGCCCUCAGCCUAACUGCCUGGGGGCGGCUGUGCCGACAAGUGAAUGGAAUCUUUGAUAAGAAUGAAACUGGCGAGUAUUUAUUGAACUUUGUGUCACUGU
Molecule: messenger RNA, 2656 nt
Organism: Pteronotus mesoamericanus
Lineage: Eukaryota; Metazoa; Chordata; Mammalia; Chiroptera; Mormoopidae
Gene: IFFO1
Product: intermediate filament family orphan 1
Exons: 10
Coding region: 1-1731 (576 amino acids)
Source: RefSeq, a predicted model, not a curated record